CAGCGGUCCCGAACGGUCGUCGUUUGGUUGGGUCGUUUGCCGCGUUGCGCGAGUCAAAAUUUUCCACCAUUUUCCAUCGCCUUAUUUUUUUCGGUUCCUUCGAAAAGAUGUAAAAAACGCGAUAAAACGGCAAUUUCGGGGUGUGAUUGAGAGUGUAAAGUGGUGAUUUGAUUAGUGCGCUUCGAUUAGUGGAUAAGUAUCGACAAAGUUUUAAAUUAGUGGAAAUUUGUAAAAUUAAGAAGAAGAAAAAACCGGCUUAGGGAAAAUCAGAGCUGGUCUUGUGUGUGCGUGAGCAGUCGACCGAUAGAGAGUUUAUUUUUAAUCGUAAAACUGUGUGUGACUUUGAGUAACCGUUGUUCGGUGACGUCACGGAGUUCGUGACUACGCGGAUUUAAAAGAGAGAGAGAGUAUCAACCAUGGAUCAGCAACCCAAACCAGACGUCCCAGCUGUGGUGGCCCGUAGACGUCGCAAGACGGCCCGUCAGUUGCGUGAAUCAACGCCGGAUCCAUCCCGGGAUGGCGCCACCGGCGAGGGUUCCGCCAGCCAGAGUCAGGCCUCAGACGACCAGAGUGGCUCCGAAGGAAAGGGAUCCCUCAGCAGCAGCGGCGGAAGCGGCGUCAAAAAGAGCUUCAUCGAACGGGCCAUGGACUACAGCAGCCACCGGAACAAGAUCCUCGCCAGGAAGGACAAAAAACUCGCCACAAUGACGCCCCGGAGCAGGUCCGUCCCGCGGGAAGUCGAGGUCGAGUCGGUGCCAAGCAGUCCGGAGAUCUUUUCGCUGCUGCGACGUGCCAAGAAAAGUUUGACCGGGUCGCGCAGCAAACCCAAAACCGACGACUCCAGCGAUGGCGGCAAAGUCUCAGACACCGAGGUGCGCAAACGUCGCGAACGCAUCGAACGCUACCAAUCGGAACGGGGCAAGAACACUUCCACCACCGGCGAUGCUGGCACUGGAGAUUCUCCUGCGGCCACCAACUUGUCCCGCUUCAACGAGGAACGGCGCAAGUUCGAGCUGGAGAAGCUCAAGUUCUUGCAGGAAAAGCGAGAGUUGGAUCGGAUGAGGUUGAGACGGUUCGAGAAGUAUAGAGAAGAGCUGCUCGAGGAGCAGCGAAAGAAGCUCCAGGUUGAGCUGAGGAACCGCGAGCGGGAUGAUCGUUCCAAGAGUAUCGAAGCUCCCGUGCUUCCACCGAUUCCUCCCACGAGGUCAAAAACGCCGGCAUCACCCGGGCCGACCAAGAAGUUGCUGCUGGUAGUGCCGAAGACUUCCAGCGCGUCGGCUUCGAGCAGCGAGGAUGAGGCUGAUCACAACACGAGCGAUGAGGAGAAGAUGGCAACGAUUCGGAGGAGGUUUUCACCGAGGAAGCCAAAGCGGCCAAAGUCGGGCAAGGUUGAACCGGUGAGGCAGCUACCGAGAACGCCGGAGCUGGCUACGUCUCCCGAGCCGGAGUCGGAACUUCCGUCGGACUUUCCACCGGAGGCGGAGGAGCCGACCUCGCCGGAAGUGGUUGUGGUGGAAGCAGUCGUCGAGCAGGAGGUGAUUCCAGAGCAGGUCGAACCGGAGAUGGUGCUGACGCAGAGGAAGGUCGCGAAGCCGGAUGAGAAGGAAGAUAAGAAGGAUGGUGUGGUGGAGGAGAAGAAAGUGGGAGAUGUAACAGAGAGCAAAGAUGAGAAUAAAGAGGAAAAGAAGGAAUUGUCUGUGGUUGAUGAGAAGAAGGUCGAAGGACCGAAGGAGAAGAAACGAAGACGAGCGCUGCUGGUCUACGUGGAAAAGGACGGGGAUCAGUUCUGCUGGUCGGAGAUUCUGGGCGAAAUGAAGGACUUUUGGUUGGACUUUAUAGACGACAAUCCGUUGGAGAUUCAACGGAUGCGUCUCCAGGUGAACGAGUGCUGCUUCUACUUUGGGGUAAUGGUGUUGCUUUGCGGUAUCGGAGGGGUUAUCUUCCGGGUCACGGAAGGAACCUUUGAGUCGCAGUACAAGUGUGGUGUGAAGCGCGUCAAGCGCGACUUCAUCGAUCAUCUCUGGUUGUCCAGUCAUAAUCAGAAGGAAGAAGACUGGAAGGCAACGGCUAGGGCUAGGCUGCGCAAGUUUGAGGAGGAACUGCAGGUCGCUUUCGAGGCAGGCAUGAAGACCUACAGCGGUAACACGGCGUGGAACUUUGUCAAUGGCGUGAUCUAUUCGCUGACUGUGGUGUCGACAAUUGGUUAUGGCCACAUAACGCCGUCCACGACAACGGGCAGGGCGUUAACGAUAGUGUACGCCAUUAUAGGGAUACCGAUCUUCCUGAUAGUGUUGGCAGAUUUUGGCAAGCUGUUCACCAGAGGGAUCAAGUUCCUAUGGGCGUACGUUAGGCGAUUGUAUUAUACCGGAUCGUUCCGGAAGGUGCGAAAGACGUCGCAAGUUCAGGAUGUAAUGAAAGGCUUGAACGUCGUCUACGACAUGGUGCGCCGACCCAGCGGAGAUCACGAGCUCCAACCUGUGACCCCUGCCAACACCGCAACCACUCCAAAACACCAACCAUCUUCGGACCAACCCCAACCGUCAACAUCCGGCGACAUCGGCCCCUAUCCACCACCCCCGCUAACCUGCGACUCGCCGACCACGCCCCAGCCGGAGACGUUCGAGAUCGACGACGAGUUCAACCUGCCCAUCUCGAUCGCGAUCUUCAUCCUGGUCGCGUACAUGCUGUUCGGGGCUACGAUCUACUACACCUGGGAGAACUGGUCCUUCUUCGAGGCGUUCUACUUUGUGUUCAUCUCCAUCUCGACGAUCGGCUUCGGCGACUUUGUGCCGCAGCACCCGAUCUACAUGAUGUGCAGCAUUCUGUACUUGAUCUUCGGGUUGGCCCUCACCUCGAUGUGCAUCAACGUGGUCCAGCUGAAGCUGAGCGAUAGCUUUCGGCAGGCCAGCGCCAAGAUCGGGGCCACCAUCGGGCUGCAGAUGGCCGAGGCGGCUUCGUUGCAGCAGUCCCAGGUUCACACGCCGGGCACGGACGACCUGGCGGUGGUCCAAACGAGCACUCCGACGGCAAACGGGACGCAUCCGGCCAACGGAGAUGCCACCAUGACGCCGGUGCUGCCGGAACGUGCCAGCAAACGGGACGAUAAGAAGAAUUGAGAGUGAUUCGUAACGAAUUCAGGGUGCGUGGGAGUGUAAAAUUGCGACUGACUGCGACUAGAGUGCAGGAGCUAAUUGUUGAUAGUGGUUAAGAUUUAUCGAUUUUUUUUAGAGUCAGUCAGAGCGCGCGAAACAAUGCUUAGCACAAUCGCCAUAUUUU
Messenger RNA from Culex pipiens pallens (northern house mosquito), 3276 nucleotides. RefSeq lists its product as uncharacterized. Lineage: Eukaryota; Metazoa; Arthropoda; Insecta; Diptera; Culicidae. Bases 417 to 3116 code for a protein of 899 amino acids. Gene Ontology annotation, cellular component: membrane. Gene Ontology annotation, molecular function: potassium ion leak channel activity. The transcript is spliced from 5 exons. The record is from RefSeq and is a predicted model, not a curated record. Gene Ontology annotation, biological process: stabilization of membrane potential; potassium ion transmembrane transport.